Messenger RNA from Penicillium manginii, 1008 nucleotides. RefSeq lists its product as uncharacterized. The transcript has a single exon. The coding region runs from base 1 to 1008 and encodes 335 amino acids. Lineage: Eukaryota; Fungi; Ascomycota; Eurotiomycetes; Eurotiales; Aspergillaceae. The record is from RefSeq and is a predicted model, not a curated record.
AUGUCAAAUCUUCCAAAAAUUGAGGUGCCUAAGCUCUUAGGUAUUGAAAACUAUACUACAUGGUCAAUUAGGGCUUAUGCCUUAUUGAUUAAGGAAGAUCUAGGGUUUGAUACCCUAGACCCUGAUGGGACAAUAUCAGAUGAAACCAAUAUCACCCCUGCUAAGAACAGGAAGGCACUAGCUAUUAUUAAGCUACUAUGUGAUGAUAAUCCUCUAUUAUAUAUAAAGGAUGAAACUAGUGCUAUUCAGGCAUGGAAUACCCUAAAGGAGUUAUUCAACCCUAAAGGUUUUACCACUGAAUUCCUGGUGUUAAAAGAAUUCUUUAAUACCACUUUGGGUGAUUUUGAUACUAUGGAGCAAUACCUUAAUAAGGUAAAAUUGCUUAUCAAUGACCUUAAAUCUAAGGAUAUUAUACUACCUAAUCAGGUAGUUAUUGCCUGGAUUUUAAAUAGUUUGGAUGAAGACUAUUCAGGCUUCAUACAAAAUAUUACACAAUCUCUACGCAAUGAUCCUAAGGCAUAUACUAUUGAUUCAUUGAUUAAAUCACUUAUUGAUGAAUCACGUGGCAAAGAUGAUAAUGCUAUUUAUAGUAUUAAUAACUCUUUCUACAAACAAAACAACAAAAACAACAAAAUAAGCAAAAAUAACAAACAAAACAAACAAAACAAAAAACCAUGGAAGAAACAACCUUUGAGUGGAAAAUUUUGCAAAAAUUGUCAUAAAACCAAUCAUAAUGUCGAUGAUUGCUACUUCUUAUAUCCUAAGAAGCGUCCUGAUUGGUGGAAAUCAAAUGAUACAGACGAUACAGACGAUACAAACAAUACAAACAAUAUAAAUCAAACAAACAAAAAACAGCAAAAACAACAAGAUAUUGCUAUUGUUAAUGCUAUUCUCUCUGAUUCAGAUGACCUUGACACUAUACCUAUUCAGGAUAUUGAUAUGGAAAUCGAUAAUCUCCUAUUGGACCUGGACAAUGAUGUGAGUGUCAAUAAUACCCCAAAAAAAUGA